This is a messenger RNA of Scheffersomyces coipomensis, 822 nucleotides long. RefSeq lists its product as uncharacterized. Bases 1 to 822 code for a protein of 273 amino acids. NCBI's taxonomy places the organism in Eukaryota, Fungi, Ascomycota, Pichiomycetes, Serinales, Debaryomycetaceae. The record is from RefSeq and is a predicted model, not a curated record. The transcript has a single exon.
AUGUUUUCUAUGAAACCAUUACAUUCUGAUUCAGAUGAUGAAGAUGAAUCAUGUCAUGAAACCCCAUCAUCCUCAUUCUCAAGACAAUCACCUACUUUAUUACAACAAUUACAUACUGAAACAUUAAAUAAAAGAUCAGAACAAAGUGAAGAAAAUUAUAAACCUUCUAAAAGUCAAUAUCCUUGGGGUCAUUUUGAUCAAAUCUUAUUACAGUUUUAUAAUGGUGAUUAUCAGAAAUAUCGACAACUUCAGUUGUUUGAUGAGAGAUUUGAACGGGAAGAUGAUAAUGUUGAAAUUAUUGAAGCUGAAGAAGAAAUAACGAUUCCAAAUGAAACUAAAAAAUCAUUAAAGGAUAAAAUAAGACGUUUGUUUAGUCCUACUAAAUUUGUUAAAGCUCAAGAUAUUGUUGACCCUGAAAUUGAAGCUCUUCAUUAUAACUCUCUGGAUCCAAUUCAACCCAUUGGCGAUAUCAACUUUGACACUCAAUCAAUUCAACAAGAACAAUUUAAAACUACAUCUUUAACCCAACAAGAAUCAAUUCGUGUCAUUGAAAAGAAAAGAUCCAUUAGCUUAUCUCCAGCUCAAGUACUUCAGAACAAGAAAUCAAGAAGACAAAGGGUUUUAAAUGCGGUUCAACAACAGAUUCAUGAGGAUUUUGAAAAACAGAAGGUGAUUAAAAGAUCUGAUAUCAAUACAUGGUUAUAUGAUAAGUUAUUUCAUCCCCAAGUUAAACCAGACGCCAAAUCAUUUGAUAUGAUUAAACUUAGAGCCAUUAGAAAAGCCCCCUGGACCAGGGCUGCGGUGGUUACUACUGAUCUUUAA